Messenger RNA from Porites lobata, 30999 nucleotides. NCBI's taxonomy places the organism in Eukaryota, Metazoa, Cnidaria, Anthozoa, Scleractinia, Poritidae. The record is from the annotation of a GenBank genome assembly.
AUGGCUGCUGACGAUCAAGAGUAUUAUGGCUAUUAUUAUGCCACUGAAGAAGACAGAGGGUUACUUGAUCCAGCGUGGGAAAGACAACAGCGCAAGGUAAUCCCUAGGAAACCGAAUCGUGACUAGUGUAGUGUAUUGGUGUUAUCUACAAAAUGAAGCAGAAUUACUGCAUGAUUGAUUUCCCUCUUAUCACGGAAUCCUUUAUUAUUGCAACGAGCUAAAUGCGUUAACAGCAAUAUUUUCCCUACUAUUGUAUCCGCAGACCUUUACAGCUUGGUGUAAUUCUCAUUUGAGGAGGAUAAAAGUGCAGAUUGAGCAAAUGGAGGAAGACUUCAGGGACGGCCUGAAACUCAUGGCGCUAUUGGAAGUAAUAUCGGGAGAAAGACUCCCCAAACCUGAAAGAGGGCAUUUGCGGUUUCAUAAGAUUUCCAACGUUAAUAAAGCUCUAGAUUUUGUGGCCUCCAAAGGCGUAAAACUUGUGUCCGUUGGAGCGGAAGGUAUGUUUUGGGGGUGUUGCUCAGACAAACUUCAAUAGGCUAUGUUCGUCAUGUCUUGAUUUUAAUAUUUUUGAGCAUCUCUAAACUUAUAUAUUUCUCUGAUAGAAAUUGUGGAUGGUAAUCUUAAAAUGACUCUAGGAAUGAUAUGGACGAUAAUUUUGCGGUUUGCAAUUCAAGACAUAGCCGUAGAAGGUAAUUUUUUGGUUCAAGGACGCUUUUUCAAAAGUAAGGAAAUGUAUGCGUAUUUUAAGUGAAAUGUGUUUCAUUUUCCGCGUUAUUUAGAGUCGUUUGCAAAGGAUGGAUUGCUCCUUUGGUGUCAGCGUAAAACAGCUCCAUACAAAAAUGUCAACGUGCAAAAUUUUCACAGGAGGUAAAUUCAAAUUAUAAAAAAAGUAACUUAAGUUGCCUUUAUUUCCUGGCUAUGUUAACACAAACGUUAGUCUACUUCAGCGGUCAUUAGAAUGCACAAACAUGAUGUUGUUGCUGAUUUUAUUGCAGCUUUAAAGAUGGCUUGGCUUUUUGUGCUCUUAUUCAUCGUCAUCGUCCGGACCUUAUCGAUUAUAAUUCGCUAAGCAAGGUAAAGUUGUAGACGAUGUCGUCCCUACUCCCCGCGUAGUUGUUUUGUGUUUGUGGACAUAGCACUUCAUUGGGUGUGUCACACAUUGUAUGCGUGUCAUGUCUUGUCAGGCGUGAUUAGAAUUUAUUUUUUGAUCAUUAUGUUGCUAUUAUUAAAUAACGUUUGUGGCAGAUCCUUAUCAGCACUUUAACUGAGAUUCACUUAAUUUUCAACCUUAAACAACGAACUUAAACUUACUUCUUGUUGUUUGAACUGAUAGAAACUUACUUGAGCUUGUGCGUUUUGAAUUUGGUUGCAUUUGGGAUUACUCGCAUUUCACUAUUGUCUUCAAUAUUCAAUUAUGAUACUGCCCUUGAAAGGAGACUUUAAAUUUGUAAUGUUAAUGAACUACAGAGGUUAGACCUGUGCUUUUACUUUUUAUACACAGUUGUACCAUUGUAAGUUGCUUUUAAUCAUUCAAAUCCAACAUUCUGCAUUUUUUUCAUAACAGAAAGUCCUCCCGUUUUUCCACUUAUGCAAAAUAUCAUGUCAAGUGACUAAAGUGUUUUUGCUUAUAAUGUUCAAAUUAUAAAAAUAAAUUUCUCUUAAAAGUGUCGUCUUCAAAACUGAAAACAGUAAGUAUGGAAAAUACACACAUAAUCUGGUUUAUUUAAACAAGGGAAAUUAUCAAUUUAAAAAGCUAAAAGCGAAGUAAAAAGGUUGAAAAGACUACACAUACCUAACUGGUUUUACAUGAUUGCUGUAAGGGAAACUGAAAAUUAGCAAGCUAACCAGUAUAUUUCCCUUUUGAAUUGACUGCUGUUGUGGUAUCCCUGUCUAAUUAAGCGUUAUUCUUUGUAUCAGUAUUUAUUGAUUAUCAUUCUUUUUUUCUCUUUUUCUCUCUUUACCAUGUAAUAGGUGAAGCUAAGAAAAUAAGUGAAAUAAAUAAAUAAAGUGACUGAGCUAGGUUAUUCUUUGUGUGUUUUUCCAAACCUUGACACUUCUAUAAGAAAAACUUUGAUUGCAGUAAUCUGUAUGUGUUUUUGGAAGAGAAAGCUUGAAAUCAGGGUUUUGUAAAUUAUACUUAGUGUGGCAAGGUGUAAAGAGAUCUAAGAAGGGGCAAGCCCAUGGAGGGACUUGAGCACACAUAGCUUUCUUCUUUUAACAUACAGCAAGAGUCUCCCAGUUAAUUCUAUAGUCUCGUGUAUACUAUGAGUAUUUCGAUCAUAAGCACAUCUGAGAGGAUUCAAAUUUCUAGUGAUAUUGCAGGAAGAAUGGUGUCUAUAAAUUGUGCUGCUAAUGUGGUUUAUUUUCCACACCCCAAACUUUGCAGUGUAUCAGGAGCGCUAGCAAUUUUUUGCUUUAUUUUUUUUCUUGACAAGUUUAUUCAGUGUAGAAGGCACUCACAAACUAUCAUUGCUUGUUUUAUCAACAGGAGAAUCCUUUGGAAAACCUGAAUUAUGCCUUUGAUGUGGCUGAGCAACAUUUGGACAUUCCUAAAAUGCUUGACGCUGAAGGUCAGUUUGCAGAAUAGAGUUCUACAUGGUGAUCUGAUUAUUUACUUAGUCGUCUUUGUCACAACAUAUAUUAACAUAUAUUAGGCAUAACAUAUUAUCAGUGAAUCUUUUAGAAUUAUAAUUGAGCUUUUCGUGGAUUUGGUCGAAGCAUAAACCAGCUCUUCUUUCCGUGUUUUUUGUUUGCCCCUUAAUUUCAGCCUAGCAUGCAGGAGAAUCUUAUUGUUUUUAAUACUUAAGAUGCCAAGACAGCGUGGGAAUGCCCUGUUUCUAAAACAACAAUGGAAACGAUUUUAUCUUCUUUUUUUAUAUUAAUUUUAGUUGUCUUAUGUACGGGAAAGAAAACAAUCAUAAGUUACGUUUUAGCUAAGCAGAAACAGCAGCCAAAACCCAUAAAAAUAUUAAAUCUGCAUACUUGUAUACAGCAACUUCCAUUUUAUACAGAAAUAAAUUGCCCUGCAUUGCCAGUCGCGCUCUGCGCCUGUUAGAGAAGUAUUAACAGCUUCUCCUAAAAACCAUACUUAAUAAACCAUUCUAUCUGAAAGGAAACAUUUUAAACCUAUUCUUAGAUGUGAUACAAAUCAAAAUGCGUCCCACUUGUCACGGUCAAAGUGAUGGAUUAUGUUACAGGUGAAAUCAUGCAGAACAAUCUUUAAACAUCGAUGCACGCCUCUUUUUUGUACAAAAGACAUUUUCCGUAGGGUUUAGUUAACUCUGACUCAACCGGCCAACACCGUUAUGAAAAAUGUUUCUUCCUGUUGCACUGAACACUGUGCUUGAAGUGAGAGUGCCUGGCCUGGCAACCAGCAAUUUCUUUUCACUUGCCCAAAGCUAAAUGUUAGUCACCUCAGGCGACUGGGUGUGGUUAGAGCACAGCCUUGUAGCAUUUGGCUAGUUGCCUACUGCCAAGGUCGAGCCCUGUUUGUUGUAGGUUUGCUGGACAUUGACAAAGUGGUUUGUGUUCUGUCAUGAUGGUAAACCUUGAAGCACCAUGAAGGUUCUCCCAAAACUAGAAGUUUGCUGACAGAAGAGACUCACAAAGCAGUUUCCCAUCUUGGAAUUUUUGUGUCAAUGUGGUGCUGUCUUCCUCAACCUUUUGCUUCUGUGUGGUGCUGUUUUGCCUAAUCCUUGCCCUGGUGUUUCCUAGUUUCUCCAGCCUUGCGUUUCACCUUGACUCCUCAUAGAAAACUGCCAACUUCAUGGAUAGAUUGAAAGGGCUCUACCCCAACUCAAUCACAAAGGAAUGGAGCGACAUGGCAAUAUAACUCCACAGUAUAAAUGAUGUCGUUAAAUUGUUGAAACUUGGGGAGUCAUUCGAAGUGGCUAGGUUUGCAGCUCAGAUAUUGUUAAUAAAUGUUAAUGGGAUUCAUAUUGAUAAUUUUCUCAUUGAAAAUCCUUGAUGGACAUUACACAAUUUUUCGAAAAGGCCUUUAUUUAACCCAUUCGCUCCUGGAGAUUUUGCCGAAAAACGCGUUUUGAGGCUAGUCGAGUGGUUUUCUGGUCACUGUCGUGCUAUAAAGAGCUAAAACUUACCACAAACCGGUUUACAGGUUGUACACGUGGCGGCCUUCUGAUCCAGAUGCAAAAUAUUAGCUUGCGAAGUUCGGGCAUGCGCAGAAAGCAAAAUUUCGACAUAGUUUUUGGGUUUAAAAGUGACACAGCAGUCUUGACUUUUACUUUUCGCUUUCUCUCCUCCCUUCUUUUUUCGCUUUUCUUGCCUCAUUUUUUUUUUCUCUUGCUGGGCAUUUAGUAGGCUUCAUUUUGGUGGGAAGAGUUUUUAGGAAAGCUUUUAGGAUCUUAGGAUUAGGUGAAAGGAAAGGUAGGUGGGUAAUGGAACAAGAUUUUCAUGGAGAUUUUCAGGUCCUUGUCACGUGGUUUUUUGCUUCUUUCUCCGGUGACCUUGACUGAAUUGUGCUCAUUCUGGUAUGGUUUGAAAGAUCUCUUCACUCUGCACAAGUUAGCGAAGAAAGUUGUCCUUGACCGUUAAAACUGAUGACGUCACAAAGGGUAGAAAGGACCUGGAUCCGCAUGGGCGGUUACGGGCGGUUCAGGGGCGAAUGGGUUAAAUGGUGGGGGUGUAUUAACAGCAGUUUCCAACAAGUUGAUAGCAACCCAUGAAAGUACUUUUUAUUGGAAAUAAACCACUCUUCAUUUGAUUCAUUUAUAGAGCACCAAAUAGUGCUUUCGAACCCUUGGAGUGUCUGGAUCAAACUUUUUCUAGGCUCACAGUGAAAUCUCUCCUAAAUGUAGUACUAACUAGCAAUUCCAAUUUGCCAGAUGUGCUCUGGGACAAAGAAGGUGGCUACUUGCUAAAACCCAGCCCUGCCCAUGGUAUGGAAGUAAACACCAAGCUCCUUGAUGUUAAAAAUGACCACUCUAUGUUUCAGCACGUGGAACAAGCUACACGCAAAGGAAACAUUCUUGAUUUAGUACUCACAACUAACCCAAACCUAGUACAGAAUGUCCAGGUGGUUGAGGGUAUGAAUGAUCACAAUGCAGUUCUUGUGGAUAUUGCUCUGAAACCAUCCUUUAACAGGAAACAACUGAGGAAAGUUUUGCUGUAUAAAAAGGAUGAUGUAGAAUUGGAUAGAAAUGACUUGAAACUACAAGGUCUAGACAAUUAUCUCACUGACAAUCAAGUGAUGAAAAAGCUUUGUCCUCUAAAGAAAUUGGGAUUGUGCUGGAAUGUACCAUGGAUGAAUAGCUGAAUCAAGCAUAUAAUAUUCAAGAAACCAGUAGUCUGGAAGCUCUUCAGAACCUCUAAUACAGGUUGCAGCUCUUUUUUUUCUGUGGCUAGGGGUUCCAUUGUUAACUUUGUUUGUUUAUUGUUUUCCUAACCGGUUGCGAACCAAUCCCUGUGAGGACUUCUGACGGCUGUAAGACUGCCCAAAGAAACAGAAACUGUAUAACAGAGCACUCAAACCUAAUAGCCAACUGAAGCUGAUUGGAAGAAGUUUAAAGGUCUAUGCAAAGCAACUGCUAAAAGGUUGACUUGUGCAUGUGAGAAGUACCUGUUGGACCCCCUGAUGACCAAUAACAAGGACCAUGAUACUUGUAAACCUACGACGACCAAGCGAUUUUGGACCUAUAUAAGAUCAAAAGUCAUGACAACGUUGGUGUCGCUCCCUUGGAGUUCAACAAUGAUGUCCUGUCCAACAGUUGGGGGAAAACCAAUUUACUAAGUAAUUACUGUGAUUAAAAUCUGUUUUUACCAAAGAAGAUCUGCAAAACUUGACCGCUGAAGCUACUAGCCCGUAUCCCUAGCCUGGCAGGGAUAACAAAACUUCAGAAGGUGGACUGCAAAAAGCUAAUGGACCUGAUGGAAUCUCUUGCUACAAAUUAAAGGAGGCCUGGCUAAGGCAAUGGCUUAUGUGUCAAAGCCAGUCAGUUGCUAUUGAUGGGGACAACUCCCUGGAAGUGCAAGUUCUUUCUGAGGUCCCCGAGGGGACAGUCCUUGGCUGCCUUGUUUUUCUCUUAUGCAUCAAGUACCUAGAGAACAUUGUACCUCAAAGAUGUGCUGCUUGCUGAUGAUACUUUAUUUUAUUGAGUCUUAUAAUGAUGCCAACAACCUACAGUCGGAUCUAAGAGCACUUCAAGAAUGGUCCCAGAAAUGGCAUACAAAAUUUAAGUCCAGCAUCCUAAGAAUAUUGUGGAAGCAAUAUCCGAGUUUAACUACAUCCCAAAUAGAAAAGUGUUAGAUUUGGUCACCCACUAGCCAGGGUUUUCCCUCAAUAUUUUCCUUUUGGAGUCCUUAAGACUCCUUACACCAAAGGUUGAGGGUUCCAGAGGGAACAGUGGGAGUCCUAAGGUUAGCAUUGUUUCAGAUUCCAGGAAAUCUUUGAAACAUUUUCGGGUUUCUUGUAAAAAACAGAAGCAUCACUACAACCGCUCACAGCCUAAAGUUCCAUUAUUGGAAUUUAUCAGCAGCAUGUUGUUCUUAGUCAUAAGAUACACUUUUUUAUGCUGAACAAUGUGCCUGCUUGUAAUUUCCAGGGUUUGAUUGUCGAUGUUCUUCUUUGCAUUUGAAACUGUUGCUUGAAAACUUUUUCUAAGCUCGAGGUCACUGAUACUCAAAAUGUGAUCUUUAGAAGUUUCGAGCCUUACCGGGGCCAGCUUCUGAAGAUUGUUAUAGCCAACCGUUGUGAAACGGUUUCUCUUACCUGUUGACUUACAGAUAUCGCAACCAUGUAAAUUCUUUCAACCAAGCAGGCAGAAAAUGUCUCUUUUUCUUAACGGGCUCACUGGGCUGUGAUUCCGAAUCCACCAUGUUUUUCCAACUCAGUUUCUGUCCCAGGAUGCCUCACAAUAAAACAUUAGUUCCCAAACCUGAUGGCUGUUCUCCGAUUGGAACAUAAAAAAGUAAGCUUGAGAACCUUUCAAGAUUAAAAAGUCUUUAUAUUUCAUUCUCAAAAAAGAUUUUUUGCAGAUCUACGCAGUUGUAAACUAAUGAUUAGUAAACUGUCGCUCUAGAACAUGUGUGUCCUAGAGGACCGGUUCUAUUUGGUGUUUUGCGUCCUUUCUUUCUUUGUCGGCUAAACGACGCUUCUCUGACGCGUAUUUGCUCGUAAGGGAGUACCCUGACUAGCCCAUCUAGAACUGUCUAAAAACCUCGACUGGAGCCAUCAUAUAAAUAACAAGUUAAGUGAAUAAAACUGACACUCAGAUUUCUCUGGCAAACCUGAACAAUUGCACCAAGAGAGUGAAAGAAGUAACCUACAUUUACAAAGUCCUUGUUCGGCCUCAUGUGGAAUAUGGCCACCCAGUUUGGGACCCACAUUUAAAAAGUCAAACAAAAUUAAUAGAGAUAGUGCAGAGGAGAGCUGCGUACUUCAUUAAAACUGUGAUACAUGGGAACCAGGAACAGUUGUUAACCUCUCAUAUGAUUGAACUGGAUACCACUGAAGGAACGAAGAACAAUCUCGCGGUUAACCGUAUUCCACAAAGCAAUUCACGAUGAUGGUAGCCUGGCUUUCCCAGAUUAUGUUAUGAAACAUUGAAGGCAUUUAAGGAAGUUUAGCCAGAACAAGUUUAUUGAACAGCUAUCAAAUACUGAGACAUCUGAGCAUGGUGGUGUCCGUCUAGAAAGCUGGUUACCUCCAGUCUAAACCAGCUAACUUUUGUCAAGACAUGCGCAUAUUGUAUGCACGCUGCAGACUCCCUUACAGAUAAUCCCUUUCCCGCGUCCAGAGUCUGUACGGACCCACAUACACUGUAUACAUAAACAAAUAGGACUUACUGCAUCAAUAAGGUUUUCAGUUUUUAUAGAUAUGGCUGUUGCAGCAAUGAAUGGAAAUAAUGUGAAAGUUAUUGACAAUCUGUUUUAGAUAUGGUUAAUCAAGAAAAACCUGACGAAAGAGCUGUCAUGACAUACGUCUCUUCUUACUACCAUGCAUUUACAAGUUCACAAAAGGUAAUUACCAAAUAAUACAACAAACUUGAUAAUCACUUAUCUGAGUGUCUUUUAUGCCAUGUUUUCUCUAGCACUUGUGUCCAUUGUUGAAAGGCGAUUUUACAGGAUAGAACUUGUGAAAAUCAUUAAUACAUAGUGCGCAAAUGUCUGGGUAACUGCAAGACGCUCAAUUGUGUUUGGAAAUUUAUUUUCGUUCAAAAAUAAUGCUUUGGGUUGGCUUACUACAGUUUUUGCACACCCUAAGAAAAUACCUGAUAUCUUUUUUUUGAGCAAAAACAACUGCAGUUUUGUUCAAAACUGUCAAUAUUAUUUCAUUAAAAUGCUUGUAGCUUGUUUUAACUUCUAUAAUUCAUGUAAUCUUUGAGAAGAUGCUCAAGUUAAUCUCACUAAUUAAGUGUCAUUUACUCCAUUUUUACAUCUGUAUCCUCAAAAGGUAGGUUUAGUGCACACAAGUGAGUUUUCUAGAAAAAUGACAAUGUAUCCAUCAAAAUGUUUAGACUACAGAUUAACAUAAAUCAUCUAUCAGAGCAAAAAACAUUGGAAAUUUUUCACAACCCCUUAAAUGUGCGUAUACUGAAAAUUGAAUUAUAACAGCUAAGGUGAGUGAUAGAAUCCCUUAAAAGGUCUAGAUUUCAGUCUUCUUCCUAACUUGAACUUAGUUAGAACUCAGUUAUAUUAUUUUAUCAUUUUCCAAAACUCAUUUUGGAUGCUUGUUGGAUUUUCUUUUCAAGGAUGACACCCUAAUAGAAACCCCUUGCAGCUUUUAGUUUGAAUAUUAUUUUAAAUUUUUAGAUUUCAGAAUUUUUGUAAUUUUUUGUCAUUAAAUCAUAACUUCAGGUUAAGGUAUUUGAAAUUUUAUCAUAGUUAAUUCAUAAUCUUAGCAAUAAGUAAUUCAAACUUUUAACAUUAUUUUUUAAUUUAGGUUCUGCCGUAAUUUCCCUGUUGGAUAUCUGUAAACAAGCCGUAUGGCCAAGCAUAUUCACCAUGUAAAAUAAAAUGUCGAUGUCUGUGUCUGUUUAAUAUCAUUAUCUUGUGAAGACUGUAAUAACAGCUCUGUGUUUUUUAAUAGGCUGACACAGCAGCCAAACGAAUUGGGAAAGUGCUUAAUAUCAACAGAGGCAAUGAAAAGAUGAUGGAGGACUACGAAAAUAUGGCCAGUGAUGUAUGUACACUUAUUACUUCAUUCCCUUUAAUACACAAGUCAUCAGCCAGUGCCUUACUAAGAAUUGCCCAUAUACAGAUAAUAUACGUUGAAACUGUAGUAGCCCAUACAUGUAGCAUCAUAGUGAACAGGAGAGUGAAAUAACAGAUUGAGUCGGGUGCCACAGUAGGGAGCUUUACAUCAAGAACAUGACAGAUCUGUGUUUUUCACAUCAAAGGCUUCCUGCACAUGUUCGACCAUGUCAUGAGUUAAAUAUAAUACAUAUCAAUUGCCCUUGUUUUGAACAAAAUAAGUAAGAAUAUGUACAACCUACAGUCUUGUACUAACUUCCUGAAGAAAUUUGCACCACAACCUUAGCAAAGUUGUGACAUAUUUUGUCUUGUAGCAAGUGUGAUUUUAAUUUUUUCCAGCAAUUAUCUUACCCACAUUGAUGAGCUCCAUGGGGCAAGUAUAGUUUUUUCUCAGUUGUGAGAUUGACUCAUAGUGCUUCUGUGAAAUUAUUUUUUGUAGCUUCUUGAUUGGAUCAACAAGACUAUGCCAUGGCUACAGAACAGAAACAAUGAUGGUACAUUAAAUGACAUGCAGGUACAGUUCAUUCAGAUGUGUAUAACAUCUCAUCACACUUCAGGUCUGGCUUCUUGAAGGAUUUAUGUUGAUUCCAAAACAUUAAUCUGUUGAUUGCAGCAUGGCUUUUUUUGUGCUGUACAAUGGACAUGCGCACAACGAAAUGUAUUUAUUUUGAAUUAUUAACGAUGGCUUUUGUUGUUUAGAAAAAGUUAGAUGAUCUUCGAGUAUACCGGAGAAGUGAAAAGCCUCCGCGUGUAGAAGAGAAGGGAAUGCUGGAGACCAACUUCAACACCUUGCAGACCAAGUUGCGGUUAGGAAACCGACCUGCAUACCUCCCUACAGAAGGGAAAAUGAUAAGUGUUAGUUGUGUUCUUUUCCAUUGGUAACUAGACCACCUAAAGCAAGUUCAAUUGCAUGUAAUGUUGGCAGAAAUUUUUUCAUGUACCUGAGGUUUGUUGUUGGUGUGUUCAGGAAUACCAGUACUGUUGGUAAGAAAUGUGGGCAAACAUUGGCGUUUCCCUUAAAGAUGCAGUUGAUGCUAAGAACUCCUUUUACAAUAAGUGGAUAGUAAAAUGUGUGUAUGACUAAGAUAGCCCUUUUAGUUCCAGUAUCAACAGAAGAAAUCACAAUGGAAUUAUGAAUUUGGAAAUGAAAUUGAACAACACAGUCAACAAGACUCAGAUUGAAUUCAACUAUUAUAUUUAGAAGGAAGAUUGCUUAGAUAAGCUCCCAAUGAAAACAGCAAUACGCGACAAUGCUAAAUGUGGCAACUGCAUGAAGUCUUAAAUUAUGGUCAUUCAGUCUGUCAUUCAAUCCAUGUUCAAUAAUUCAAGGUCAAGGAGACUGAAAGGUGAAUCUUGAAAAAGCUUACUUUAAAGUUUAUUGAAGCUUUCAGAUGGCAAGUGAUGUAGCAUGCUUGGAAACAUAUCAUAUUAAAAUCACUUUAGAGCUAAAAAUAAUUACUCAAAAAUAUGAGAGAUAGAAAGCAAACAAUUUUAAAACCUGGUUUAACUAAACCGACAUGGCAUGGGUUUAUAGACUAUGCAAUUACUUGUAUUUACCGGAGGCUUGUCUGCCACUAAGCUGAGAUCAGGCUAUACAGCUUUUGUUUCACUUAGUAAUAGAUUUAUGGUGGGCAAGUUGAAUUGAAAAGUCUGCUUCUGUUACAGAAAAUUACGUGUGGAUGUUUUAAUGAAUCAAAGUAUCAAACAAACAUUGUUCCAAAUACCUCAGAAAUUUACAUUCAGGUGAUUACCUCAGGGAUUUUAGAUGAACCUUCAUCUCAACACCAAGGACACAUCCCGGGAAUGUGGACAGAUUUUGCUAAGACCCUCCUGUUCUGUCUAAGAAAGUGCAGCUGACUACCCCACUAACAAUUCAUCAUUAUAAACCAUUGCUUGCUUUGUCUUUUGUUACCUUCUAAUCUAGGACAUAAACAGAGCAUGGGGGAAUUUGGAAUCAGCAGAAAAAGAUUAUGAAGACUGGUUGUUAACAGAAAUGAGACGGUAAGACCAUAAAAUUAUAAUCUUUUAUAAGACUGUUGAGAGAGUUGUGCUUUUAUUGUCCUCCCAGAGUUUGCAGCCAAACAUGUAUAUAUUUGCAGAAUUUAUGAAAAAGUAAAGAAUAAAAUAUGUUGUUACAAUGAAAGGAAUUUUGAAUCUCAAUUUGAACACAUAAGAUGUGCUUUGUUGUGUCAGGUAAUAAUUGUUACAUUUUUUAUUGUAACCUCCAAGCUACAUCAGAAAAUACCCUUAAAAAAUAGCAGAAUUAUUUCUGUAAACAAAUAAUCUUUAUUUUCAUCAAAUGGCAGGGGCAGAUAUAGGGAGAACAUUUUUUACUAAAACUUAUAAUAUAAUUUUUUGAAAUGUGAACAGUGUUGCCCUGUUUUGUAAGAAGCAAGCCUGAAGUAAAAUAGAAAAGCUUAUGCUACUUUAAACAAAAAGGUUUGAGUUUAAUUUUACAACAAAGUUUCCUCAAGAACUUUGGCUAGAAAAUGUCAUAGUGAUGGACCAUCAAUAACUUCAAUGCUGUUGAUUCUUGUUAAAGUCUUGUUUUUUAUCAUUUUUGGGUGUGUUUUUGCAGUGUCUUGAACUCAUCCAGAGACAACAUUGUAUGAUUUGUUUAUGAGCAACUUGUUCUCCUUAUCAGGUGGUAACUGGUAAAAUUUACCACCUGAAGCAACAGUUCUUUCCUCUUGCAAACGCUUGAAGGUUUGCUAAGAUUAAAUAAAGCAGAAUUUAAAAAAAAAGUAGUUGUAAUCCGAUCGGAUUCUCACAAGGAAAAUGAAUAAAUAUGUAUGGAAAAGUACUGAAGUAUACACAGCUUUUCUUUUUAUGGGUCAUGCAUUUUGGAAAGAGAACAUUGGAGUCGGAGUGAAAUAAUUUAAUUGUUGUCUUAAGAUAACAAUGGCCGAUUUGCAUAAAAUAGGUCGUAAAAUGAGAGAAUGAUAUUUCAGAGAACUCAGCUCCUAAAUUUCUCAGCGAGGGUGAGGCCGUGUCCCUCUUUUUUUUUCAUUUUUUUAUUUUUUAUUUUUUAUUCCAGACACACAAACAAUAAUAAUUACAAUACGUUACAUUUACAAUACAUUACAAUAAAUUCUAAUUAUCAGUUACUAAACAGGUAACUGUUAUUGUUUAGAGAAGGGCAAAAAGUGAAAUAAAGACAAAGUCCACAAAAAUACUAUAGUUUAUAUAUUAACAGUUAAGAGAAGACUGCCUGGCUUAUGUUCCCCCAUUCCCCAUCUGCCCAUUUGUCGCUUGCACUUUAAAUUAGCUGUGUAGAUCAAAUUAUUUUCUGAGGGGCAUUGUUUGAAAGUAGCCCAUUCCUUCCUAAAGGAGGCUAAGUUAUUAUCAUCAAAGGCAAUCUGUUUCUCAAUUUCCAUGGAGCAUAUGACUAACUAACCUCUUUUCAUUACCCCUAUCCCCACCCCCCUCCAAAAAAGGGUGCACUUCUGACGCAUAUUUUUUUGCCUUACUGGCUGUGAAUGGUCCCAUACCUGCUGCGUUAAUUAAGGAAGAACACUGUUAUGAGACAUGUUAUUGAUUGUAUGCUAUGCUUCUUAUUGGUAAGCAAACAACCAACAACCUCCAUGGCCCCUUUUGGAAUAAACAUAAGGGGAGAAGUGUGUAUGUGUUAUUUUCUUUUGAAAUUGAUUUUGUCCUUUUGGGAUGGUGGCCUUAAUUUAUGACUUUGACCAAACCUCAUGUGAUCAAUGACUUCAUAGCACUGGAGCAAUUCUCAGUUAUGUGCCCUGAGUUCUUUGUUUUUUCCCAUCUCAACAGCAUGGAACGACUGGAUCAUUUAGCAGAGAAGUUCAAACACAAAUGUAAUAUUCAUGAAGCAUGGACCUCUGGAAAAGUUGAUACUUUAAAAACAGAUGAUCAGGAGAAGGCUACUUUGGCUGAUGUGCUGGUAGAUAAUCAGUCUUAGCACUAAGUAAUGUCGCUUCAAAAAGAAGCAACAGUAAAUAAUAUUUAGAGAAGGCCAUAUCCAUAUCUAUAUCAGCUAUGUUUUUCAACUAACACAUUUCAGUAGGCACUGUUUGUAAUAGUUACUGCAGUAAGGACUUCUACCCACGUCUGCCAUGUCCACAGAUUCUACAAUUUGCAGUUGAAGGGGUGUUAAUGCAUUGCAAGCAAGGAACUACUCAUUUAAUAGACAAAAUUAAUUAACUAAUUAAGGGAGAGUUUAAUUUUAAAAUGCUAAGGCUUAUGUUCAUGUUAUGUUUUAGGCCUUGAAGAAGAAACAUGAGGCAUUUGAAAGUGAUCUAGCAGCUCAUCAGGACAGGGUUGAGCAAAUUGUUGCAAUUGCUCAAGAGCUCAAGUAAGCAUUACCAUCAUGAUAAAGCACUUCUAGUUGUUAACCUUCAAGAAAGCCCAUACCUUCACCCCUACACAGCUGGGAUUGAAAAUAAUAAUGUUAUGGCACUUUUUUGGUGUGAUUCUUGUGAUAUGUGUUCGGUCCCUGAACACUAUUGGUGGUCCCAUACAAUCUCAUUUUGGUCUGUAUUAGGAUUGUGUUCUAUGUCAAACAGAAUAAAUACUCACAUGCUAAUGAUCAGGGUCUUCAAUUAACGGAGAAGAAAGUGCCGCCUUUGUAAUGACAUCCUGCAAACAGACGUUCUAGUCUUCAUGGAUAAGAACAAAAAAACAUAGGUCCUGUCUCACAGCACUUUCAUUUGUCUGGUUCUCAUGGGAUGCAACAGAACCCACACCACUGUUUGGAAAGAGUAGGGGGCGUAGAUCCCAGUAGUGUGGCUAACCUUUCCUAGGCUGGUGGACAAUAUCUGUGAGGAGAGAUCUUAACAUAGGGUUAACUUCAUGAUGCUCCUUCAGGUGUUGUUAUGGCUACCGGUAAACAGUGUAUUUACAUGUAUGUAAAGGUAUUUGAAAGCAAUUGGAAAGAUUUGGUACACUCAUCGAGGCCAUUACAUGUAAUCAUGAUAUUUUUGUUUUUAGUGCACUCGGUUACAGCGAUGUUGCCUCUGUAAAUUCAAGAUGUCAGGUAAGAAUCUCUUGAGUCAUAAAUAAAUGAAGCGCUUGGUGUGAGAAAGUCCCUUUGAUAAUCUGGUAACUCUGGAAAGUAUUGCAGUAAACAAAAUAAUCAGUAAUAAUAGACCAUUUUUGAUAUAUUAAAAUUCAGACUUGUCACUGAGCCCUGAGGGAAAUGAGUCAUGUUGAGGUUCAGCAAUGAGUAAUACACUUCUUUUGGCCUCAGUGCCAAGUCUGACUUUUAAGUUAUUGAAUUUUUUUAGUUUGUCCUUUAGUACAGUGGCCUUUCAGAAAUUGAUAGGCCUAUUGAGUUUGUGAGAAUGCAUCCUAAUCUGGUGUUUCUGUGGCACGAAGGCAGAGGUUUUCGAGCUAUCACGGGCAACUGCAAAUUAGCCGUCCCUAUUAAUUUUUUCAGGGGCACCUCAGCCAGGAAACUGUACUCUUUCCACUUGAUUUUGUUUCCAUAAUUUUCUGUAAGUCACGAACGUGGAUCCGUAAUCAAUGAUUACCUCUAGUAUGGAUAGCAUUAUUCUAUGCAUUCUUACCCCUUUACUAUUGUCAUCAGUGUUGUUGUGUCUUGAUGGAGCACAUCUUUCUGGCAUUUUUUGAGCUUUUAACAGGUGCUUCAGUUUGUGAAUAGACUUCUUUUGCUUGUAUGUUUUGUUUUUCUAAUAGAGGUCCCAGGGGAAGUUGACCCUUUGUCUUUCUUUAAAUUAUGUGUAGAUAUGCCCAUGGAUAAGAUGCGAGUUGAAAGAAACAUGGUGUAUUUGAAGUUUUUAUAAAAUUUUGUUACAAAAAUAAUCAUUUCAGGGCUAACCGUGGCCGGUCAUGUUGAGCAGCCAAGCAAAUUUUAGGUCGGUCAUGCUAGCCGGGUUCUGGCAGGUCAAAAUAUGGAAAAUGUUUGAAAAUAUUUAUUUGAAAGUAAUAACCAAUUUUAAAGACAAAAAUAUUGCUUCAUAUGCUCAAAAUACUUCUUGCAUUGCAAACUACGGAAAAUUCAAAGAUACAGGGUACGUUAUUCACCUGAUAUUCAAAGCAUUAAAAAAAUGCAUUUUAUUGCAGAUGAUAAAACAUGCAACAAACACAGAACUUACUUUCUUUCUUUCUUCUCUUUUUCUGUUUUAUAAAGUAUUGCUCGUGUGUUGUUACUCCUGUCCAGGCCACUCCACAAUUUAUGCUGUAAUAAUUGCUUGUUGAUAGCAGACGUUAAUUGAUGCGAUAUUGUAUUGUUUUCCAUUUUAUUUUAGUAACCAGCUUAUUGGCGUUCACAAAGCUGUGAACAUACACAUCUCAAUUUAUGACUGGGAUCAUUAUGGUUCUGGGGAACUGCCCACCUACCCCUCCCCUAUUUUUGUGUGAUUUAACUGUUUUUGUAAUUUACAGAGUUAAUGUGAAUAAAUUUAUUUUUGCAGUUAUUAAUUUUAAAGCCAUGCACUUGACCGGUCAAAAUGACUGGCCAGCUGUCAUUUUGAGCCCUUAGUCCAGUUGUUUCAAGGUCGGCUAGCACUAACCUUUGUCCAUCAAAGUUUGGACAAUGAUAGUUAUCAGAAUUUGCUUUGUAAGGUCUCACUUCUGAAUUCAAAUUUUGUACUAACCCUGGAUUAUCUUAACCCAGCUUUGAACAACCCUGCCCUGGGUGUUUGUUCUUGAAGUAACUUUCAUUAAACAACGUAUUUUCAAUUUUGGUUAGUUGCACUUAAGCUCAGUUUUUAAAUUACCUGUGUUUUUUAGACAAUAUGUGAUGAGUGGAAAGAUCUUGGAACCCUUACAGAAGAGCGUCAACAAAAGAUUGAGGUUUGCAAAGAUUUUAAUUUAAAUGUUGGCUGAGUGUGUGUAGUUGUCCAACACUUGACUUUCUUUGUUAACUGCAGGAACGUCAGAAGUUACUUGAAGCGUUGGACAAUCUGUACCUAGAGUUUGCCAAAAAAGCAGCGGUAUGACAUUUUGACAUUUUUUGUCUCAUUUGAUUUGCUUGCAUUACAUUGCAUUGGGUAAUAUCAAGUUGUGUAAAGGUUGAUGAACAGUUUUACAUCUUUUUAAGAAAACCAAAUGGCACUGUGACUUUUUAAAAAAGCUAAUUUUUAUAAUCUUUUGAAUAGUUCCCCGUGAUCAUUUAGGUUUUUAGUGGAGGAAACUUUUUGUGGCGUUUUAUCGUUUCACACUUGUUUUUUGUCUUUAUAUAUAUUUUUUUCAGGACCUCUCUGAAAACCACCCUGGUGAGAGAGUCUCCUGGAUAAAAAUUAUUGUUAUUAUCAAUGUUUUUAUACCGUUUCGCACCAAAUGCCUGCUUUGACAGAAGGGAAUGAACAUGCUGACAGACAAUGUUCCUUUCACAAGGGUUCCCCAAACCAAUGAGCACAUGCUAUUAUUACUAGCUAUCUACCAUAUGGCAAUGAACGUUUUGGGAUGAGAAUCAAAAAUGGAAUUGAAGUUGACUAGUGCGGCAGUUGCAGUCAAAGUAAAUUUUGAACUGUACAAUAACAAGAUUAAAAAUCUUAACUGAAGGGCUGGACAUUUUGUCAGAAAUUUGCAUGGUUUAGCAUAACUGAGUAGUUGAACCUCAGGACUUGAGACUUCAGCAAAUCGAAACAGCAUUCAGUGCCAGACUCAAAUUGUGAGUCCAAUGCUGUACUGACCAGUCUCGUAUGUUUUUUUGUUCUCUUUGAAGCCAUUUAACAACUGGCUUGAAGGUGCUCGUGAGGAUUUGAUGGACAUGUUCAGUGUACACACUGUGGAGGAGAUAGUGGUAUGAAGUGGCACAGUUAUCUCUUUGUCAUUUUUAUUGCUUUUUGAAAUGUCAUACUUUCUUUAUUUGUUAUUAUUUAUUUAUGGUAACAUCUACCUAGAGCCUUGAAAACUAAAUUACAAAUGUUGAAAACCGCACUAGUGUUGGGGUAGUUUUGAAAACGAAGCACUCGAAAACGAAGAUCGAAGCACGAAGCACCCAAAUCUCGAAAACGAAGCAACCACAACUCGAAAACGAAGACCCCUAAAUCUCGAAAACGAAGCACCCAAAACUCGAAACCACUGUAGGUUUAAUAACUACAACUUUACGUCUUACAUGACGCAAUCCCAAUCAGGUGGAGGCAGCGGACGCGUCCGCACCUCCAAAGGUCCACGAAAUCCAUCACAAGGUUUUAUAAGAGCCUGCCAACUGUUUAACUGAACUUUUCUAGAUAGGAUAUACUGUAUUAAUUUUAUUAUUGGUCUCGCUAUACUUGAUACAUCUUAUCUUAAUAUGCAUUUUUUCGGUACACAUACAUGCUUCUGUAGACUUCAAAACUGUCCGUCAGCAGAUUUUCGGUUACGUUGAAUUGAUCGCAUAAUAAAAAAAAUGCACUUUAUAAUAUUAGCGUGGCCCACCAGGGUUGUCAUUAAGAGCCGGGGGCCAGGGAUUUUCCCCGGCUACUAAGAGAGUGGCCCCCGCCUACUUUUAUCGGAAAAUAGAAGAAAAAUAGAACCAAAAGAAAUCCCUGGCCAUUUGAUUCCCCGCCUACUUGUUGUAUUUACCCAGCAACUUGAAAUCUUGGUGACAACCCUGGUGGCUAUGUAUUAAGCACGAAAGUACUAACAGGGGACACUAUUUUUACAUCUCCUACUGGAGACGGGACCGCCAUUUUACAUGGUCGUCUGAGCCACGCGAAGGUCUAGCCGCUUGCAGUGCAAAGGGAGUACCUUCAUUUCUCUGAAUAUUGGUCCUGCCCCCGGGAAAUGAACCCGUGACCUCCCGCUCUGCAGUCACAUGUUCUACUGACUGAGCCAACACUAGGGUAGUUUCGAAAACGAAGCACUCGAAAACGAAGACCGAAGCACGAAGCACCCAAAUCUCGAAAACGAAGCACCCAAAACUCGAAAACGAAGCACCCACAAACUCGAAAACGAAGACCCCUAGAUCGAAAACGAAGCACCCAAAACUCGAAAACGUGGUAUUUGAAUACGCCAAAAUUAGAAAAUACAUACUAUCAACAAAAACACACAAUAAAUAAACACGAACAUAGCGAAUCAAUAUCCAAUCUACGCCACAGCUGUAGAUUUAAUUAAUUGUUUUGGUCGUAUAAAUUUAUCUGGGCGCUAAUCAGAUCGACCUUAUGUAAAGCUAUACGUAUAUAUAUAUUGUUUCUCAUAAAGGAGUGUUUCCCCUUUCACCCAACUCGAAAAUAUUGUAGCUUUCUUUGAAGGUCAGAUUUGUUGUUUCUUGUUUGGAGUGAUAUUCAUUCUCCUUUGCUUUGUAUUGUUGGUGGUGGAUAGUUGUAACCUUUGUCUCUUAGAUACAGUAGUAAUAUUUGAUUGUAUUUAUAAAGGAAUUGCAAGAUGCUCACCAGCAGUUCAAGGCAAAUAUGCCAGCUGCCGAAUCAGAGUUUCGGUCGAUCGUUGACUUAAGAAACCAAACGAAGCAGAUAUCUGAUCAGGAAAACCCUUACACCAGUGUGACUAUAGAGGUUUGUUGUUUAAACGUUCAUUAAACAUUAUUUAGAUAUUUCCUAAUUAUCCUUUAAAAUUUGUUAUCUUUAUGAAUAUGUGAUGCCAAUUAGCAGUUUGUUGCAUGCUGCAAACUGAAAUUAAAAUCCGCAAGUUUCCUAAUCUUGGUAACCCUCAAAUGACUUUUUUUGUAACAAACAGGAUGCAGAAAAGGUCCCAGAAAAGGCAUCACAUAUUCUCAAAACCUUGCCACUGCAGAGGUUCCUGCCAACUUAUCGCUGUCUGGAAAGUUCCUUGACACACUGGUUGGCAGACCGCAACUAACAACGCUUCAAUUUUUAUUCACAACUGCUAAAGUGUAUUCCAGCGUAUACAGAACAUAAUGGGAAACACAAUCCUGCAUAAAGGAUUUGACAUUGCACUGUCAACUGUACAGCCAAGUUGCUUGCAAUGUAACUAAAUUGGCUUCAUUCUUCUAAGAUUCAUUGAACCAAAUCACUGUUGUCACAUGCCAUUGUAAGUUUCAUUGUGCAGAUAAUGAAGUAUUUUAAUUUUGCAUUUUGGAAAUUUUGUGGCGGGAAUUUGUAUACACUUAGUAAUUCUUGAUAAUGUAAAGAUUAAUGAAUAAGAGAAUCAGAUCAAUUAGAAUUAACCAAAGUGAACCCCCCUCCGAGAAAGAAAAUCUUUGAGUUCAAGGCUAUAUGGCUAGCAAGGGUAUUUUUCUCAGGGGCUUACGACGUAAUAUAAACUGUAACGUGUUUUUCUUACAAAUUUAUAAUUCUUAAAGAGAAAUAUUGUUGCCAUAAUAAAAUUUUGCAGUCUUAACGAAUAAGGCACUGUUACUAUCGUAUUUGAGGCGAUUUCUUGCUUUACAAGGCCCUGUCGAUACGUAUCCGAAUAUUUCUUAAUGCGCAACUUUUCCUUUCCGGAUAAGGCUUCCGUCCACACGUAUCCGGUGAAUCCGGCAUACGAAUCCGCAACUUUUUGAAUCCGCUCUCCAGAGUGGAAAUUUUGGAAUACGCUAUGAAUCCGGAAUAGUGUGGCUGCUAAAUCCGGAUAUUUUUUAUCCGGUGACGUAACAAGAUCGAGCCUAUAGCUCUUUACCGUCAAUACUGUGUUCAAGAUGGCAACCUCAACGCAUGCUCUGUUUCCAAUAUUCCCAGAGGAGUCCUGGGUACUAGAGUGAAUCCGGAUACGUGUGGGGACUUAGGACCAAAGUAAACCAACGUUUUUUCUGUUUUAUUCACAGGAAAUCUCCCUAGCUUGGAGUGAAGUUUUAGAGUUGGUUCCAAAGAGAGACGAACUUCUCGCGAAUGAAAAGGACCGACAGGAACGUAUCCUUUCCAACUUCUGGGGACAAAAACACAGUUCUUCCGAGUUCUCAUUCGUUAACGAUAAUUUCUCCUUAGCAACUCUAACCUGAGUCGUUCCCUUUCCUGUCCUUUAAAAAAGCCUUUUACUUAGGCUACAACAACUGAAAGUGUGGUAAUGGUCGCAAGUAAACCGUAUUAGAUUGUAAAUGUGUACGUUUGAAAAUAAUCAAGUUAUGGCAACAAUUCUGUUUUGUUUAUGAAGCAGUUUAAUUUACCAAAUAUCACCAUGUAGCAUAACACAAGAUGCUAUCGUCAUUGUGUUACUAGUCGUAUUUGAACGUAUUUAUGCGGCCUUGCUUGUUUGGGUAAAGCACCCGAUCGUGACUUGUUGUUUGUAAUGGGCUGGGAUCAUUUCUCCUUUCUCUACGUUUGUGAUAUGACGCCAAAUAUUCGACAAAAUGAAUCAGUUUUUACCAUAACUAACAUAAGGAAAUGAAAGACUGAGAGUGGAGUUUGCUAAGAAGGCUAAUGAAGUGGGACCAUGGAUUUCAGCAAACGAAGAAAGAUUACGCUCUAUCGCUCUGAACAUGCAAGGACCUCUGGAGGUAAAUACUUUGCUUCAAUACUCACUGCCUACUUUAAAACUCUUAAUGAAGUUGGUAUCAUUUCUCUGUAAAGAAAGGUAGUCAAUUGAAAAUGUACCUCUGUCUCUGAUCCAACUCUCUUGGGGUGAUCAAGUGGCAUUGUUGUAAGUGUUGUAGAGCUCUCAUGCAGUAACAGUAUUGUGGCGCCAACCCUUGACAACAAUUAGUCGGCUCAUAACUAGGUUGAGUAUCAUCGUCUGGGUGAACGUAGUCCUGAACAGGACUGUUGUCGUUGACAGUGACUGACGUUUCGACAACCUGUUCGGGGCCUGUUCGGUAGUCAUCUUCAAAGUUAAACUGAGUUGUAUCCCGUUGUAAGUGUGUAUACGUUGCAGACGUAUCUUUGUCUUUUGUUUAUAGAGUCAACUGAAUGCUGUACAAGAACUUGAACAAAACGUUGCACAAUACAAACCUCAAAUAGAUGAGCUGGAGUUGGUUCAUCAGGUACGUUGUCUCUUUUCUUCCCCAAUAUAAUUACGCGUGUGGCUCGCUUCGUCAACUUAUUCGAGCAGGAACUUUUGAAUGGAUGUGAUUAUCAAACUCGCACGAACCAGCAGAAUUAAUUCAGGCAGUUAGUUCGUUUUAGUUCUUUUCUUUAACACGUGAUAGUUCAUCACCUGGCAACGAAACCUAGACAACUGACAAUUGACAACUUGUAACGUUUUGGGUAGUUUUGCUUCAUUUUCGUCAAAUGCUGAAUGGAAAACAGCUCCACCAGCUUCAAGGAGCGUUUUGGGCCAAAGUUUCCGCGGCUGAAUGUGUUAAGGUUAGCGGAUACCUUCGGGGUUGUCUCACGGUCGAGUAUCCUGUAUCAACGUUUUCUUACAUCAAAGGGACGGACCAUUAGAAAACUUAUGGGGGGGGGCGGGCGACGUUCGCGCAAGGGAAAAUUAAAUCCUUAACCCCUAAGUAUUCAAAAAAAUUCAUACAAGUUUGGUAACGAAAAAAAAAUUCUUCGAAAAUUCAUAACUUUUCUAAUGGUCCGUCCCUACGCCCUUAACCGCUAAAAUUGAAAGCGGUUAUUUAUUAAUAAUAUUAUUAUUACAAUAUUAAUAAUAAUAUUUUUUCUCCAAUUUGACUUGUUCUCUUGUCUCUGGACUCAGAGCGUUACUGAAAAUGCUUCGAGGUAGUACUUAUUCGAUUUCAACUGGAUAGUUACAGAAUAUUUUGCAGGUACAGUCGACUCUCGGUAACUCGAGCCUUCAAGGGAAAUCGAAAAAAGUUCGAGUCAUCGGGAGCUCGAAGAAAAUAGCCGGGAGUAAGGAAAAAACAGUUUUUACUGCACAGUGAACAUUUUAAUCACAUUUCAUUGUAGAAAUGUUAAGUGAAAAUUGAAAGAUACUUCUAGAUUAUAAAUCAGAACGUAACCUACUAAGACAUAGCCUAAAUAGAGCAUGCGUUUCACUGUUUUGAGAAGUAAAGCUGUUUCACGUUAGAUUUGUGACAAACAACAUCAGCCUCCACUAGUAAACUAUAUGCCUACAACAUGUCAAUGGGAAAUUCAAAAUUCAGUGUUUCGGACGCCAUAGAGCCGUGUUUUUUCCCCGACUUUUUAAGGGCUCAAAACAUGGUUCGAGUUAUCAAGGGUAAAUUACAUAGAAAAUAAUGAUCUGAGGGGAAACAAAAAUAACUUCGAGUUAGCGGAAGAUUCGAGUUAUCGAGGGUUCGACUUACCGAGGGUGAAGUUACAGUAAAUGUAUGACGGAAAUCCAGGGGAAAUCGAUUUUGGUUCGAAUUAGCGCGAGGUUCUAGUUAGAGAGGGUUCGAAUUAUCGGAAGUCAACUGUAGGAAUAAAAAAUUAACGUGUCCUGCAGAACAAACUCUAAACAGAAGCGAUAAAAAAGAAUCCGUGACACGUUUUUGUGGCUUAGAUGUUGACUGAACUAACCCCUUUUCAAAUUUAAGGCCGAAAAUUGCCCUUCAAGGAAACAUCUUAAAACCUUAACUUACGAUUAAAAUGUAAAAAAAAUGUCGUCAUUCACUACUUUUCAGCAAUCAUUUUUUAGAUGAAAGAUCAUACGCAUAGCUUUAAUUUGAACGACGAAAAAAACAACCAAAAUACAGUAGCCCAUCUUAGAGAAGUUGACUUUUCUUAUGUAAAUCAUGUUUUUCUUAUGCUAACUGGAAUUUUUCAGUAAGAAAACAGGGAGGUUUGCAUGAAAACCAGUUCAAACUUACCUUUUCGAAAAUUUCAGCCAGAAAAAAGGCUGCCGAAAAUCCUAGGCGACCUUUUAAGGGUAAAAAUCCGUUAAAAAUGGGAAAUUAUACCAUUUUUUAAAUGUUCGAAAAUCCUAGGAGAGGUAGACAAGCAAGAAAUUUUACACCAAAUGUUCCGAGAAUUUUAGAUCUCAAAUCGUCUUCCGAACAGAUAUUUUCCGAAAAUUGUCGUUGGGUGCGCCUGUUAGGUUUGAAAUUAACUUUUGUGUCUCCACAAGACUUGGUUUGGUUGCCCAUGAAAUAUUUCAGUCGUCCAAUUCAAGUUCUUAGCGCAGUAAAUCCAAACAGGUAAUACACUGAGGUAGCUCAAAUUAUCAACAAUUUGAUGUAGUUUUUUUUUUGUUACAAGAAAACGGAAUACCGACUUAGCUAAUGAGUCAAUUUGGCUGUCUUAAUGCGCCUCACUUGUUUCGUGUUUUUGGAUCCCGUCAAGGCGAAAAUUAUCGUUACCUGUUUUGCUCCCAAAUGUAGAUUUAUCUUUCGAAAAAACCGUCGGCAGUAACUUCAAAACAUAGCAUUUUCUUUCGCGUUUAAUUGUAGCCAGGGUCGGGAAGUGCUCCACGACUCUUAAAACUUCAAAUAACGAGCUUUUUUUGAGCUUUCUAAUUCUUGCACCUCUAAAUAAAGUCUGUAGAAGUAUAAUCUCUCUUUGUGGAUUCCAAAUUGAAGUAGCAGAUGAAGUUGGCUCAUAUUUUACAACUACACAAAAAACACACAUGGUGGAAACACAAAGCAUAUUUCACUGCAGUCCGUUAUGGACUACGUUUGCAUACAUCUGCUGCUGGUUAAUGCACAACAGCUUCUUUCAGGCUAAACGUUAAGUUCGGGAAGCGAGGAGAAAACCUCUUUUUUUUUCCGCGUUAGUUUUACUUGUAACUAAAUUAUACGUGUAGGUAUCAUGAACUCUUCCAAGGCAAAAAGCUGCUGCGAAAUUUAUUCCACUAUAGGGACCAAUGCUGGCCUAGCAGAUUGCGUUGUCCUAGGGGCAUCUCAGCACAAAUUGCUUGCCCCAUAGAUAAUUUGUUUUGGUUGUCUAGGACAACCGGACAACUGUUAAUUUCGACCUCUGCUACUGUAGUGAAAUAGCAGACAUGUUACUGAAGUGAACACAGUAAUCAUUGAAUGAAUGAAUUGUUAAACUAACUAUUUACGGCGCGUUUUAUUUUCAGGAUGUUCAAGAAGCUUUAAUCUUCGAAAAUCGCCACACAGAAUACACAAUGGAAGUGAGUAAAACUAUUAUUUGUUUUGUCUUUGGAGAGUUAAAUAGAAUUUUUGGGACCUGAAACUGACUGAUUUUACUUGAUUUAUCUUUCAGGCUCUUCGGGUGAAGUGGGAGCAACUACUAACUGCUAUCGCUAGAAACAUCAAUGAAAUCGAAAAUCAGGUAAAAAAAAACUAUAAGGAUUUGAUAUGUUUGUCAGCCCGGUUGCAUUGCAGGCGUUUUGAUAACCUCCAUGUUGAAUUCUGUGAGGCUUCGAGAAGUUGAUACCCCUACGCCCACCCCAAGGGUACCAAUUUCUACCCUCACCAUUCCUCUUCAGUGAUUGAAUCCAGCAAAAUUGCGGCCACGGGAUCAGGAACAUAAACAAGGCUCCACAUUUUUUGGAAAGUUUUGUACUGUAUUGAGUCCACAAUUUUGAUAUCUGCCCGACAGUUUUGAAGACACAUAGUUACCGUAAUAUGUGUAUUUAUGUAAGAGGAGUUUUCCUUAAUUGCGGCCAGAUAGUCACUUUUGUCACCUCUGUUUUUGUUGUUAUGGACGAGAGACACUUGGUGUUUUUGAAUAAAAGGUUAAUGAAGACAGGGGCGUAUGUGACAAUUCCGUUGAAAUGAAAGGUUGCUCAGAAGUCGCAAAAUUGUUUGCGUGCCUGCCCAUUUUUUAGUGGUAAACCUUGUUCGAAGAAGGUAAAGUAAAAGAUACCUGGAUAUCUGCGAAAAAGCAGACAGUUCCUCAGAAAGUUUGCUUCGUUGAGAACAAUGGGCUUAAAAUUUGUUGAACCCAGAAAGUAAAUUUGCAGAGACGUGCAAUGCUUAUUCGAGGAGAGCUCCUUUUUACAGUUUACGGUUAUACACCUGUAAACCGUUUGAUUAUUUUACAGAUCCUAACAAGAGAUUCAAAGGGCAUCUCUGAAGAACAAAUGAAGGAAUUUCGAACCUCCUUUAACUUUUUUGACAAGGUAUGUAAGUACGUGUUUGUAUAGCCUGCGUAGCAGAGGCUUGAAAGUAGUGGUCGCCGGCCUGCCCCGUUCUCUCUCUCUCAAGCUUUUGCAACUCAGGUUAGUCUUUUGUAUGGCCUGCUCACAGACCUGUUUUCUCUUGAGAGAUCAUCGAGGGCGUGUAUAGCGGUAACAACUGCGGGGGAUUUAUCGACCGCUAGUAAUUUAAUCUCACUCCAUUACCUUGGUCGCAUCAAGGCAAUCUAAGUUAUGGGAGCCAUCCGCGACGGCCUUGGUAAAGAUGUGCAGCGAGGCUAAAUGAUGUGGUCACCGCCACCAGGAGAGGUGGGAGGGGUAAAAAGCGCUUCCUGCAGGCAAUCCCUUCAAACUGCGAGAUUUCACACCACGCUGCCAAAUUUUGGCAGAAGACCGCAAAGGAUCAUAAUCGGCGCUCGGAUUGCCGAGAACUCUGGGAUUGGUAGAACGCAGGCAUGUUUCCGAGAUGGGUUCGUUAUAUAUUCAGUGAAAAUAGCGUAGAGGGGUGGGGAUGGGACUUUGCGCUCGGCAAUUGAAUCGAAAGAAAACGAAAAUACCACACACAUGAAAUAUUUAAACGGGUGAGGAUUCUGUGGUGCGAUGCUGGACCCCAGGUUUUGCCAGUGCGGACACUACUAAAUUGAUUGUGUUUUUUUGUGUAUGUGAUACACAAACUGUAAAAAACAACAACAACAACAACAAACAACAAAAAUGUAUAAAUGUUUUUUUUUUUUCAGGAUGAAAAUUCGCGUCUGGAGCCUGGCGAGUUUAAACAGUGCUUGGUCAGUUUAGGAUACAAUCUAAAGGAAGGAGACAAGGUUUGGCAAUGAUUAUUAUUAUUUUUGAUUUGUGGUAAGGAACAAGUUAUUGUGGGCACUGCGAUAUGCAAAUGCGUCACUCGAGUGUAGACACCGUUCGUAAUUAGUCGGCUCCGCACGAAAGCGCCCGAUAUCGAAACGACAACUGUCUUAGAUCGAUCGUUCCUGUGUGCUGAGCGUGCAUUGUGCCCAGAGCUUUUGAUGUUAUGAUUUUGUACCCUUCCAUGGGGCAAUAAGUUGUCUUCAUGUGGACUUUGAAUGUUUCAAAUUAGCACUAUAGCCAACUUCGAGACAGAUAGACUAAGACGUUUACGAACUUUUGAAGCUUUUUGACUCGUCAGGCAAUAAACAUAACGAAAAGAUCAGCAAUUGCUCUUCGACUCCCAAGCUGGUCUCAGCUGAUGAUUCUUCCUUAAGUGUCCUCACGACAAGACUCCCAAUCGCAUGGUUUUUAGCAUUGUUCAAUAAAAACGGCAAUGUUUACUGUUGCUGAAUCGUAAUUGAUUCUCCUCAUGUAAACGCCGAGAAUUGCAUGGCAUUUGUCAGCCAUAUGUUCUUCAAAUGCGAUGAAAUGAGUUAAAGUACGGCUUUUACCGUCAAAACCACGCUUGUUUUCGUCGAAUAUAUCUUUCAAUUCUUCAUAAAUAAAGCCCUGCUAGCUUCAAACAGCGUCCACCGGCAGAAUUUCAUGGGCAAAAAAUGUUAGAUAUGAUUAAUUUAACGUAAAGGUGUAUAGUUAGCUGUUGUGGCGCAAUGGAUUUCGCGUUGUCUUUACACGCCUAAGGUCUGGGGUUCGACCGCUACCGGACGAAAUCCUUUCUUUUUUUGUCGUUUUGUUUUGUUUUGUUUCGCUUUUUUAAAUACAUGUUUUCAUUUUUUGGCAGACUUAAAUUGCAAGUUAAUUAUAAGCUUAAUUUAUUAAUUUUAAUAAUAAUUAAUUAUUAACCGAUAACUUAGCCAUAGACAGCCUUUGAUUUCCCUACAGAAUUUAAGCUUGUUUAUUUUUCCUUGAACAAUACUGUGAAGUUAACAUGGAAAAGCGUGUUUUAAACGACAGUCAGUUACCCUAGCAUUAAUUUAGGCCGCAUCCACACGUAUCAGGGUAGGCUGAAACCGCAUACUUGAUAUUUGCGUCAACACGAACUCGGUGUUGUGUAUCGAAGCAUCCACACGAAUACGGUACUGCGCUUUACAUUUAAUAACUACUACCCAUCAGGCAUGCGCAAAUCGGUUUGCGAUGUGAUCUCACUGGCCUUAUAUCGUUCCUCGUUCUAGCCAGCUUUUAGCCAACAUUUCACAUGUCUCAAGCAAGAAAAUGAAGGGGAAAUAACUAGGCAAAGGCCAAUUCAUUCGUCUGGAGUGGCGAUAAAGCGGAACCCUUACUAAAAAGCUAAAACCAACAACUACAAGACAUCGUAGCCAGUGGAAAACGUCCUCGACUGGCAAUCGCUUCAAUGCAAAUAUUCUGAUAAAAUGGAACUGUUCAAAGAACAGUAUCCAAGUAAACGGAAGGCAUUGGUUCGUUGUUUAAAAUUUGCAAGUUCCCAUUUAAGCCUGGACCUGAGUUUAUGACGUACGUUUUAAAAAAUAUCCGGUUUCAGUCGUCUACAGGAAUUCGCCAAACCCGUCGGAUCUAAAAGAAUCCACUCCGGGGAGAGGUUUUAAAAAGAUGCGGUUUCUGCGAGAGGAUUCACUGGCCUCGUGUGGACUGAAUGUUGAUUCGUAUUAAAAAAAGGUAUGCGGUUUCAAAAAUAUCCAGAUUCGUGUGGACGGGACCUUGAUGUCGUCAUGUUCUAGUUCGGUGAUUUUUUUUUUCUUUUAGUAGAGGUCGUUUUAGUCUCCCCAAUUAGUAAGGCAAUGUGCCUGAGACUUUUUAAAGUUCAUUAUUAUUAUUAUUAUUUAUUUGUUGGGAAAACCGCCCUGAAUUCUACCGCACCCUUCUAGAGAAAAGAGAUCUCCAUGCAAAGAGUCAGGUUAUUUGAAAUAAUCAAAGUAUUCUCACGAACGAAAAUUACAGUAAUUGGUCAAAUCCUUGAUUCAAAAAAGAGGUCCAUAUCAACGGGUCUUAUUAUUUUGUCACUCGCUUGACUGGAUAAUAAACUCGAUCUGGAAUGCUAAACGAAACAAGAUCGAUAACAGAAUAAGAUACUGGUAAAUGCCCUCUUGAGGAAAAUGAAGUUAGUCACUGACUCUCUUGUCGAUGCGACUUGCAAGGAGUCAUCCAUAUUUUGGAGUCGCUUAACCUAUGUGUCUAUCACAUUUUCGCAACAAGUGUGGACAUCUAGUGCUCUUUCAUCACUCUCUUUUGCGUUUGAAAGACAUGAAUUAUUAACGUCGGGAGCGGUUGAAAACAAAAAUUGAAUAAAUUUUUUACAAUUUUACUCUGCUGCGCUUUAGCUGAUUGUGCGCGGCACAUGUGUGUUUUAGUGUUUGUUUCGUUAUUUAAUUUUCGUUCUUUUUCUGUAAAUCUCUUUUUUAUUAUUUUUAUUUACGUAUUUUUAUUUCAUUUUAAUGAAAAAUUACAUGACCAUUACAGAUAGUAAGUACAAAGUUAACAUUAAAAUACUUCGACAAUGAAUCGAAGGGGGAAAGAUAAUCACAAAAAAAAACUCUUGCUUUUUGAUAUUUACGUUUUGAGUUGCUAAUUUUGUUCGUAAUCAGGAAGUGGUACAAAGAUCUAAAAAAGAAAUAUGUCAGGCAUUUAAAAAUUUGUCUUUCCAUCGUAGGGAGAGGAAGAGUUUCAGCGUCUUAUGACUAUUGUGGAUCCAAACAAUACAGGAACUGUGACUUUUCAAGCAUUUGUUGAUUUUAUGACCCGAGAAACUGCUGACACUGAUACCGCUGAUCAAGUGAUGGAGUCCUUCAAGAUCCUUGCUGGGGACAAGGUAAUACCACUGACUCGCUUGAAUUGCAGCUGUGUGACUCCCGAGUCGCUAGCUCUCUUGUGAGACGUCUGAAAGCCCUAGGCGUCAAUUCCUUCUAGUGACGUCACUACCUCAAAACCGGGCUGUAAUUUUGAUUGGUUGAAGAUUGUCGAACGAUUCUCACAAUUAUAUGUAGUUAUGAGCAAUUUUAGUGCUUGCGCGGACAGGAGUCAGUGUGAAGUUCAAAAUUUCCAUAAUCUUUAUCGUUAACAACCGAAUGAACUUUUCCAUCUCGUAUCUUUUCAACUAUAACUUGUUAAAUUGAACUUCGAAUGAAGAAUCAAUGCAGAAAGUCGGUAGGUUUUCAGUAAGAGCAUUCUUCUCUAGGAAGAGGUUGUGAAUAGAGCCGGAGACGCACUGUGUCUCUUCUCAUGUGUUGUCCGCUGGACAGGUGUCGGUAGACCGCGACUAGUGAAAAACGCAAGGUUAUUACGAACCAUUUAGUCCCUCAAACAAACGGAGCGCAGCCUCUUAUCCUUCAAUCACCCCGGUUAUUACCAAUGACAAAUUACUACUUUGUGGAGCUCCGAAAUGUUUUCUUCUCUUCUUUAACUUCUGGUAAGAUAGACUUACCAGAGCACUUAAUCCCUAAAACAGUAAAUUCCCUAAAAAAGUAAAUUCAAAGUGCUUAAAUGACCGUUCAAGCGAUAUGUGAAAUCCAGUAUGCCCUAGUUGUUUAAUACUGGAUACCAGAUCUCUAUCCUGUAGAUAACCCAAUUUUAAUACUAAUCUGUUGGAUAUUGAUGUAUCUGUUAGGUAUCGCUAUCCAACGUUUGAUUGAUGGUCAUAUGUUGUGUUAUUUGUGUUACACAAAUUCCAGAAAGGAUUAGUCUUCCCCGUAUAAACCACUAACUUUUGAUGGCCUAACCACGGUUUGGUUUAUACGAUCCCCAACUCUCGCACGUUUCUCUUGACGCCCGGACUCAGACAGUAGAGUUAAAUGAUUUGCUGCUUUUAGUGUAGGACAUGUGCCAGUAGGGCGGAUAACAUCCUCCUUAUGCUCAUGUUGUUUUUGUUUUUUCCUUUAGCCGUACAUCACCGUGGACGAGUUACGGCGCGAGUUGCCACCUGAUCAAGCUGAAUAUUGUAUUGCAAGAAUGGCACCUUAUGAAGGGCCAGACUCAGUCCCAGGUGCUUUGGAUUACAUGUCCUUCUCCACUGCUCUUUACGGAGAGAGUGAUUUGUAACGCUAAUUAGAAUCUGAUAUAUAUCGCUUUUAUACAAAUAUACCUUACUAUAGGGGAGAGCUUCUUUGCGCGACCUAGGUAGCAUGUAGAUUGUAAUAUGUGGACACGAUUGGUCUUUGUAGCUUUUUCUCUGUUUGUGUGUGAGUACAAGGCAAAAUGUUCAACUGUUUUAUGAAACCGGUUUGGUUGAAGUAAGAAACACCAGAUUGAUUCAUACUCUAAUCUGACAUUGAUUAUGAUGGCUGGUGGUUUUCUUAAUACAAGAACAUUGAACAACUUUCAAGUUUCCGCGCUGAUUCUCGGAAACGUUUCAAUUUUUUUUUUCCAGCUACCGAAGCGUAGCAAGUGUCAUUUUGGUAACUAGUAUAAUGCUAGCAUUUUGUAUUUCCCUAUCUUUCACUGGCUGGGCUUAGCUGCUUGCCAGUGGGCAUCUCUUACAUUUGAAAACGUCUCCAGAACGGCCACUUUUACACCAUUAUGCACUCGAUCACUCUAGCAAGUAUUUAGGUUUUCAAAACUGAGAAGUUUUAUUUUCUCAAAGGUACUGGCCGUCUGACUAAAUUAACACGCAUGCCAUAUUAUGAAGUAGGUUUCGGCUGUUAGUAACUCGAGUGUCACCUCCCCUUCAGACAACGCUUUUUAUGCAGCAUAAACAAAUCAAUUCGCUUAUUAUCAGUGUGGUACCAUAGGUCGGGCUCAUUACCUUAAAAAUGCCCCACUUGUUCGAACGUCGGACAGCGCUAUUCACUGGAUAAAUCUCAGCUAUCCUGUGGAUGACGCAAUUGCUUUCCCUAAUUUUAUCACGGUACAGUGGAUAAUAUCAUCCAACGUUUGAACAACCGGGGCCUGGCCUUAAAGCGGACGGAAAAUUUGUUACCUUAUGGAUCACGAUAAUUUUAAAAGUAAAAUUAGCCGUCCUACAUAUAUGCUCACAGUUGCAUGUAGGGAUUAUAAUGGAACAGAAUUUUAUCCCGGUUUAAAAAGGCUUUAUGUAUAGAACAGUUCUAAUAACAAAAGAUUAUUUUUCUUGUCUGUAAUUCAUAUGAAAACAGUUGUCCUGUAGUAACAUAAAGACAUGUAAGAACAGCC